AUGGAGAAAAUCCAGCAGCAGCAAUGGUGGAGAGUGAUCAAGUCAUGGCUAUCUUACAAGAAUGCCACUAUUAUCGUCUGCUUAUUCAAUGUUAUCACUGCCCUUCUCUUGCUUCAAGGCUUCCUCAAUUUCCCCUCCUCAUCGCAAAAAGCCUUAUACAGGCAUAUAAAAGAAUCUGAAGACAUUCGCCGUUCCAUGGUGCCUCUGGAUCUGAUUAAAAGAGUUAGAGAAAUUGAAAAAGAAGCGUAUGUUGAAGCAAAGCCUGUACCGAAAAGAGAUUCUAAGCAGACAGCUGCAGCUGACCUUAUAUCCAGGCUGAACAAUUUUCAUUCAUAUUCAGAUGCUGGCAGUGUAAAAGCCUUGGAAGAAUGGCGUAAGAGGAAGAUGGAACGAGCCAGACAACGGUCACUGGUGAAGAAUGGAACAUCCGGCUCCCAACUCUGA
Molecule: messenger RNA, 444 nt
Organism: Fraxinus pennsylvanica
Lineage: Eukaryota; Viridiplantae; Streptophyta; Magnoliopsida; Lamiales; Oleaceae
Source: the annotation of a GenBank genome assembly